Molecule: messenger RNA, 2150 nt
Organism: Melanotaenia boesemani (Boeseman's rainbowfish)
Lineage: Eukaryota; Metazoa; Chordata; Actinopteri; Atheriniformes; Melanotaeniidae
Exons: 3
Coding region: 1115-2053 (312 amino acids)
Source: RefSeq, a predicted model, not a curated record
UCUAAAAUGACAUUCUUACUAGGACAAAUGACGUCACAUUCUCCAUUCAUGUGUAUUGCGUUUUUACUUCCAGCUAUCCUAAAUGACAUUCCUCCUAUCUAAAAUAAACAUUCUGGAUAUCUGAAACAGUAUUCUGACUAGGAAAAACGUGAGUUUCUGAUAUCCAGAAUCCAAUUGUUUCUAGUCAUAAUUUUUAUUUCAGGUAUCAAAAAUCAUUACUAAAACAAACUAAUGUAAUCACCCGCGUGUGACCCAUAAUGCUUGGCGGCUCACAUUCCGUAUUUAACACAUUUUCUCCAUGAGUUGUAAUAGCAUUAGCGGUCAUUGACAAGAACAACCUAAUUUAAAAUCCGUCCUGUUUUGGGAUUUUGGUAAUUCCUUUUUUUAUUUUUAUUUUUCCUUCUGAAUGGACUUUAUGCACGGUGCUGUUUUUUUAACUUCCGGUUCACGACACGCCAGUAAAAACGCUUCCGGUUAAAGCUAUGGGUAACGUUGUGGCUGUAGAUUUGAACACUGAGGGAAACAAAGGAAUAAGAUAUUGUUCGUAGUCGAGACAACAGGUAGUAUAGUUGUUUAUAGAAGAGUGUAUUACUAUAAUGGUAUAAUAUAUAACGUGAGAUGAAGCAGGCACACAAGUUUCAGCGGCGUGAAAGGUGGACAGCUGAACACUGCUGUGUUCCAUUGUUACCUCGUCAGCUAAAUACAAUUCAACAAUCAGUUUCCACACGUUUCCCUCGGAUGAUCAACAACGGAAGAGAUUGAUCGUGAACAUCAGAAGGGAUAAUCUCAUCAUCACUCCACACACCCGUGUAUGCAGUCGACACUUUACAGCGCAAGAUAUCAAAGAGCCGAGUAAGGAAGGCAAGAGGAGGCGCUGAGGCCCGGCGCCGUUCCACUUUUAUUUCCGUGGAACAACUUUUCUCUUGGUGAGAGAAGACUUUCUGUGUGGGAACGCACAGCUAGAGAACCAGAGAAUGUGGAAACUGGGGAACCAGAUUGUGCACACGAUCACGACUACUGCGUGGGUCCGGAUCCUGCCGUUGUGGACAGUGUGCUGGAGGAAAAGCAGAGGCUACGAGAGGAAGUCGCUCCACGAAGGCAGCAGCUGGAGCAGAUGUCCCUGUCACGUUUCGGGAUACAGCGAUUUGAUGGGUCCGAUAUGGACAUUCGUUUUUUCACCCGGUUUGCAUCUUAUGACCACCUGAUGCGGUUUUGGCAGGUCAUUCAACCAUCACUGAAAUACAUGGUCCGAGCGACCAGCUUAACUGCUGAUGAUGCUGGACGACUGAGUGCUCCCACGGGACAGGCUCUACACCCAAUAGAUGAGAUGUUCCUUUUCCUUAACUACCUGGCCCUUGGACUGAAGCAGAGAGACCUGGCUGACCGCUAUCAAAUCCACCAAUCUACUGUGAGCAGAAUAAUUCUCACAUGGAGCAUUUUUUUGCUUUCUGUCCUGGGUGCACAGAGAAUCUGGAUGACACAAGAGAGGAUCCGGGAGUACCUACCUGUAGAGUUCAGAGACUAUGCUGACACCACUGUGAUUCUGGACUGCACUGAGCUGAGGUGCCAAACCCCUUCUUCUCCCUUGCUACAGAGUGAGGUCUACUCAAACUACAAGUCCCACUGCACCCUGAAAGGAAUGAUUGGUAUAGCACCACAUGGUCCAGUGACCUUUGUUUCUCCCCUCUAUGCUGGUUCGAUCAGUGACAAGCAGCUGUUUGUGGAAUCAGGUCUUUGCAAGCUUCUCCGUCCAGACUCAGCGAUCAUGGUGGACAGAGGCUUCCUGAUGGACAACUGUGUGCCCUGUAAGAUGUACAGACCUGCAUUUCUUUCAGGAAGACAUCAAAUGCCUGAGAGUGAGGUCAGGGAAACGCAGGCAAUCGCACACCUCAGAGUGCAUGUGGAGCGUGUGAUUGGAAGAUUGAAAGAACACAAGUUAUUGGAUUCAGUCAUUCCUUUGAAUAUGUUUGAUAACAUUAAUCAACUGUACAUUGUUGCAUGUCUCCUGCUGAACUACGAAAAUGGCCCCUUGGUUAAGGCUUGGGCAAAGUAGAACAAUCAAAUCUGACAUUGCAAGUGAUUAUUGUAGAAUAGUUAGUCAUUGAAUGUGAUAUUGUUAUUGCUGUUUUAAACAUUUUGAUGCAAUAAAA